AUGUCUCGGUCGUCGUCAUUGAAUCAUCGAAGAGGACCCGCGGCCAUCGAGACCAUAAUCAUCCCAGAUAUAUCGAAACAAACUCACCUGACAGAUGCAGAGAACAUUGCGUCUGUUGGCCUUCAGCAGUACCGCCGACCAAUGCGCAGAGGAACGUUUCUGUCAAGAUCGCCUCCAGACAAGAAAUUUUCAGCCGUGACUGGUCUUCGAGGACUUGACGUAAGCGAAGCAGAUGCAACAGGCAUUAUACCUAUAGGAAUGGCACUUGGUAGUCCCUCUCCUGAACGUGGCUCCUGUGGGACUAGAUGGCAACCUCAAGUGACAACCACUGUUACGGCCGGCAAGGGAGGUAGCCAAGACGAACAACAAACAAAGGAUGGGCUUUCUCGAUCCAAGUCUCGUAAAUGGAGUAUUUUUGGAAGAUCCAGGUCGAAAAGAGUCAAGAAUAGUGAUAGGGCCAUGGAUUCUCCAGAUCAAGUUACCACCCCCAGCGAAACACCGACCCGCGGAACGCCAACAUCAGCGGGGUUUCGUGGACCGGGACAUACUGACUUUCGGGAAGCCAAUCCAUCACCAAAGCCAAAGGCCCUCGGAAGAUCAUUUACGGAACCUAUGGCUUCUGAACCGACAUGGUAUCCCCAAGUCGUUUCACCUCCGGCCAAAACACAAACCGCUACGGACGGCACGCGUCCUCGACAACGAGAACCUAUACGUAAAAACAUCAAUACUUUUAGCGGGGAGCCCUUUCUUGACGUUGAAAUACCAAACAUCACCCUGGAUAGAUAUAGUGUCAUGUUUGCUAGUCUUCUUGAACGCCGCAGUGCGACAUCUCUCCUCGCCCGUCGACAAGUCACACAGGAUAAGAUACGCGCACUUCGCGAAGAGGCUGCUGGCCCUGGCCACCGGAGCGCAGUCUCGCGCACACGACGUAAACAAAGCGUGGACCGAGACUUGCCACCGAUUCCUUCAUUGAGACUCGAGCCGCUACAAGCAACUCGGAAAAACCGGCCAAAGUUCCACCAUCGGUCGAAUACAUCCGCUGGCAUUAUGUACACACCUUCGAAGGAGACGUUUACGGAUUCACAUGCCCGCGAUGGAGAACAAGGAAAGUCAUCACAUAUAGUGAGACUAGCAUCCCUUAAGGGAAGAGAAGCUAGUAUCGGCAGCGGGAUCUCCCAGCAAGGUCACAGACCACAUCUCCGAUCCAGGUUCCACAUACGGUCACCGACGCACAAACAUUCAGGAUCCAAGUCACCGACUAACAGCAGCUUUGAUCUGUCGGAUGAAUAUCUUGAAGAAGGUGGACUAUCCCCUCCGCCGGCCAGGGGCCACUCUCAAAGAAUAGUCAACUCAUCGCAGUCAAAGAAAUGCCCUCCAACACUACAACAAGCCACCACGGCACCCAUACCUUCCACACCUGCUUUCCAGGGCAGCCCAAGCCCGAGUAGUCCCUUGGGGGAAGAGCUAGACGAGGAUGAAGACAAAGCGGUGCAGGACGCCGUCAAGAUAUCUAUCGCUCGUCAAAUCAGCGUAUCUCGCGAACAGCGCCGAAUGCUAGGCCCGCUACAAAUGCACCCAACAGAAGGAAAGCGAAUAGCUGAGACGAAGAGCUCUACACCGCGAUUGGUUGAUCCAAGGGUAGAUCCGUCAUCUCCCUCCGCAGGGUGUAGGAAAAGCGAGUGGGUGGUGCUGGAGAGCGUAUGA
Metarhizium album ARSEF 1941 is the source of this 1704-nucleotide messenger RNA. RefSeq lists its product as uncharacterized. NCBI's taxonomy places the organism in Eukaryota, Fungi, Ascomycota, Sordariomycetes, Hypocreales, Clavicipitaceae. Bases 1 to 1704 code for a protein of 567 amino acids. The transcript has a single exon. The record is from RefSeq and is a predicted model, not a curated record.